This is a messenger RNA of Mytilus californianus (California mussel), 4809 nucleotides long. Its product is annotated as DEP domain-containing protein 1B-like. The record is from RefSeq and is a predicted model, not a curated record. Lineage: Eukaryota; Metazoa; Mollusca; Bivalvia; Mytilida; Mytilidae. The transcript has 12 exons. Gene Ontology annotation, biological process: intracellular signal transduction. Bases 76 to 2769 code for a protein of 897 amino acids.
UUUAAAAUGUUGUUGUUGACAGGUGCUUGUUCUAUUUAUUUUACGCGAUGAUACUAUGAACGAUCGCACAGUAACAUGGAUUCAAGAAGUAGUCCUACCGAUAGAUCAGUUCCAUACACAGGACCUUACAGAGCAACGAAAUUAUGGAAUGAAGUAAUUUUGACCUUUAGAAAUGGGAUGCCUCUGGGAAGACACAGAAGAUAUAUGAAGACCUAUGAUAAUUGCUUUUCAUCUUCUGAGGCAGUUGAUUGGCUACAUGAUUAUCUAAAAUCUAAUAAAAAUUUUGGGGCAGAUGUAACCAGAUCACAGACCAUACAGUUACUGCAGAAACUACACAGAGCCAGAGUUGUUGAAGAUAUAAGAGGAGGAAAACACAACAGAGCAGAUGUUUGCGACAAUAACAGACUCUUUAGAUUUGUGCAUGCAUCACCACAUCGACAAAAUGUUCAUGCUCGCACACCACUCACAAACAGGCAUGAUUUGAUCAAUAAAGACCAAGGUCCAAUAACCCUGGACCUUGAUCAUGAAAAACCAGCACAGAUGUCACCAAUUAAAGUACUACCAGAAUGCCAUCUUGUAGCCAAACAACUGAAUGCUGCUGAUGUUGAAGAUGCAUGGAAAAAUAUGACUCUUGACAGGUUACAGGAAGUUCUGGGGAUAGAAGAAAUGUCAGAAAUUUUAGACAGUAAUUUUGUCAAUGGCAAACAUGUGAUGCACAACUGUUUAUACAUCAACAAAAGUGGAAUUGUCACUAAUAUUGAACCUAAAGAUCAGCUUCCACAUUGGGCCUUGUCUGCAAUGAAAUGUCUAGCUCACUGGCCUGAGAAAGUAGAUGAUAACUUACCAAGUUACCCAGGAUUUGAGAAAGAUGUAUUUCGUGUUGUUAGAGAUUAUUUCUGUGGACUUUCAGAACCACUGUUGACUUACGAGAUGUAUGAAGUAAUACUCAAUGUAUUUGUCACUGCAGAAGGAUUAAUACAAGAAGACUGUGAUAAUGAAUCAGACAUUCCUGAUGAGAUGUAUUCACCUACACAUAGAAGUAUAUCUUCAUUUGAAUCUGUUGAAAAUCUAUUAAUGAAUUUAACAAGUGUUGGAAGUACUCCUGAUGUCAAGUCUGGUAAUAGUUUACCUAGAGUAUCAAGUACAUCUGUACUAGAGCUAUCACCCAUUUAUCCUGAUCAUGUUUUUGAAGAAAAGCGAAGAAAAAGUACAUCCAGCCUCAGUGUACCAGUAGCUGCAAAAUAUGAAACAGCAUUUGGACCAGAAAAUAGAACAGUAACUAGAGUUUACUUGAAUAAAGGUGAUGUUCAGACUGAAUAUGGGUAUACCAAUGGACCAGAAGAAUUGUCAAGAACACCAAUAGAAACUCAUUUUAAAACUUCACAGCAGGUUCCACGUUAUGUAUCAAAUUCAGAACAUUGUUAUGAUUCUUAUGAUAUAAACUUUGCACAUGUGAGAUCUAUGCGCAAGAAAAAAUCUGAGCCAUGUAGAAAUGCUAUAGAUAAAAAUAGAAGGCAAAGCUGUUCAGAAAACAAUCCAGCACACUGUAAUAAUAGGCCUGAAAGUAAUAAAACAAACCAAUAUACAAAAAAUAAGCAUUAUCUUCCUGCAAGAAGGAGUUACAGUGACUCAUCUAGUCAGUCCGAGGUUAAUCGUCCAGCACCUGAAUAUAUCAGUCCACCGGCCUAUCAUUCACUGUUUCCUGAUGGUUACAAGCCAGUCAUUGAUGGAGCAUCACGUAAAUUAUUGAACCGAUCUAUUUCAAGUCAGGCUUUACAUAUGCUGAGAGCAUUGUCUUUUGAGGAUGAAGAAUGUCAGCAUGGUUUAAAUCAUCAGGCAUAUACUCAAACAUUGGGUAGAACAAAAAGUCGGCGGUCUCUAGAUAAUGUGGGUAGUCAGACAUUAGAUAGAAGACCCAGUCAAGGAGCUCUCAAUAAGUGUCGGAAUAGUCAGUCAGAUUUACAAAGUCAAUGUUCAUUGAACAGUUGUACAGACAAAUUAAAUCGGAUGGCAAGCAGAGAAUCUUUAACUGGACGUAGUUUGAGUUUGUCUGAUUUGAUGCAUGGUGAAUCUAAAACAAAUCUCAGACGAUUUUGUAGUGAUGCAGGUCAAGUAGAGAACAUCAUAGAGAGAAUAAAAAAAUCCUUACAGUUAGUUUUCUUGUUGGUACCGCCACCAAAUAGAAGAAAAUUACAUCUACUACUGAAGCUGAUGAACAAGAUGUUUAAUAAUACAAAACUACAGUUAGACAGUGAACAGAAUACAAGAACCUUGUUACUAGAAACAUUUUACCGAUCAAUUUUGAGUUGUCAGGACGAGGCUGACAUGGAAGACUUGUUGGUGAUGAGAAUUGUCUCAUUCUUGAUAGACCAUGGUGUAGACAUUAUGUUAGUGCCAAAAGAUUUAAAAUCAGCAGUGGAAGAAAAAUUAGCUAAUAUGACAAAAACACAGAUUGUGUACUCACGUGACGUAUUUUCGUCAUUCAAUUAUUGCAAACAGGUGAGCAAAGAAGAUUAUGAAGUACAAAGAAUGAGCAGUUCCCAGAAGGCUUUAGAAGAAUUAUUAGAGGAAAUUAUCAAUGACAGAACAAUGUCUGCUGCCAGGAGGAAGCAAAGACUGAAAAAGUUUGAAAAGACAUACCCUGAUAUUUUUGCCAAGAAGUUUGCCACAAUUGAACUGAAGAAAGACGUCAAAGAAGAUAAGCCAAAGAUAAAACAACCUCUGCUGAUCAGACCAUUAAUGACAAAACUUAGAGGACUUAGAAUUUAAUCCUUGUAAAUGAUCAGGAACUGCUGUCUUAAAACAUAUGGUGCUAGUUUUAAAUGUGAAGUCCUUAAUCAGGGUUUUCAAAAAUAUUUUUAAAUUGACAUAAGUGUAAUGAAUCAGGUACUAUCAAUGCAGAAUUGAAUCUGUGCAUUAUUACUGUAUAUCCUUAUCAACUGACAAUAUUAUGAGAUUAAGGGGAUAGCUCUGUAAAUUAAUAAUGUGUUUGUUAUAGUCAGUUUCAUCAGUGCUCAUUAAGCAUUCAAGUGAAACAGAAAUGAAAUGAAAAGUGUUAUUUACUCUGGUGCAGUAACAUUUAUUUAUUGUUAUAAGAAGAGUUACUCCCUUCACCUAUGUUAACCACCUUAAUUGAUCAAUGUGAUUCCUCUGUUGUAGUUAAAUUUUACCAGCAAUAAUCAAAAUUUAAGCUUAAGUUAAUUUGAUAUUGAUCAUAUUAUAUUUAUUGCAUUAAUUUAUUUUUUUAUAACAGUUAAUCUUUACUUUUGAUAAUCAUGUUAUAAUUAUCCAUUUUCCAUUUAACAAAUAAUAAUACAUUCUGUUUGUUUUGUCAUUCUCAAUUGGACCAUAAUGCUUUAAAAUUAUAAAAUUUAAUACCAAAAACUAUCAGGUUGUUAGUUUUCUCAUUUGAAUUGUUUUACAUUUUUCAUUUUGGGGCCUUUUAUAGCUUGUUAUGUGGUAUAGGGUUUGCUCAUUGAUGAAGGCCGUACAGUGACUUAUAGAUGCUAACUUUCUACAUCAUUUGGUCUCUGGUUCAGAGUUGUUUCAUUGGCAAUCAUUCCACAUCUUCUUAUUAUUAUAAAGAGAGGGAAAUAGUUGUGUUUGUUGUACAAAUUGUCAAAGACAUCUUAUCCAAUAAACAAGUUCCCAAAAUUUUGUCUUUAGAAUUGUUAAGUUAUCGUUUUCUGUAAAAAUAUUCAAACCUUGAAAAUGAAUAUACUCUGUCCCUCAUUUGGAUAUUCAGAUAAUUGGUUGUCUCCCUUUGUAGUUUGCAUCUAACUUUUGACAUUUUCUUAAAAUUAAAGUUUUUCAUAAGGUAAUCAGAGCUCCAGAUAAGCUGCCCAUUGCGGGGUUCAAUAACCCAAUUAAUUCAAAGGAAAACCCAAUUAUAUGCCAAAACCAUGAGUUCUUAACGCUUUUAUUCGCUAUCGUUUGCGUUAUUUACCCUUAUCUGAUUACAGUCAUCGCGUAAAUCUAUUUUUAUAAUAUUUAUAAUUGGAAAUGUCCUUUCGUUCUUAAAAUAGAGCCCUGCAUCAAGUAGCUGUAAUGGGUCCCUGUUGGAAUUUUCCGUUGCUCAAAAGGUACACGUGUUUAUGAAAACAUUUCGAUCUUCUUGGAGUUUAUCCAAUUAGCGUGUGACAUGCUGUCAUAUUUUUUCGAAUUGCUCGGGAUUUAUCAUAACAUACAAUGAAUUAAAACGAAAGUAAAUGUCCGAUAAAAAUAUUGAAUAGAAGCAUGUUUUCGGCUUCUUUUUGAUAGCUGAGGGAAAGUUAUGAUGAUAACAAGACUCAGCUAGUGAUUUUAGGAAGCGUCCAUUGAAUGACGAGCGUGUUUGCAUACCUUAACGAGAACAUUGCUAUAGAACGAUAAACAUGGGGUUUCGUCAAAAAUGAAAUCAGUUGGAAAAAAUAAAAGGCCAAAUCAAUUAUGACAUGAAAUGUAGUUGGAAAGCAUCGGAAACCAAAAGUUCUGAUAAGGGACAACUUAACCCAGAUUUAUGUAAAUUGAAUUAAACAAAAACAGUUUAUAUAUUAUUUUUUUCAUUUUAGUUGAUGAAUGAAUACACAUAUCCGUUUUUUACGUCAAAUUAUGCAGCUUGACACUUUCUUUGUUUUGGUCUAAUUGUUCUGGAUGCUAAAGAUAGUUGUCUUAUUGGCAAGUGCAGUAUAACUUUGUCAUUUAUUUACUUGAUGUUGCAGAAUUAUUUGUAAAUUUAAGUUGAAUGUGGUCUCCAUCAUUAAACCACCCUAUAAAUCUCAAGGUUUUGGGGUAUAUCUUAAAUCUGGGAACAACUUUUUAUUUUUAUUA